Messenger RNA from Cokeromyces recurvatus, 573 nucleotides. RefSeq names its product 40S ribosomal protein S30. The coding region runs from base 169 to 366 and encodes 65 amino acids. The transcript is spliced from 3 exons. Gene Ontology annotation, cellular component: ribosome; cytosolic small ribosomal subunit. Gene Ontology annotation, molecular function: structural constituent of ribosome. Gene Ontology annotation, biological process: translation. The record is from RefSeq and is a predicted model, not a curated record. NCBI's taxonomy places the organism in Eukaryota, Fungi, Mucoromycota, Mucoromycetes, Mucorales, Mucoraceae.
UUUUUUUUUACCACUCACUUUACCCUUCUAAGUAAGGGUCCGGCCCGGAAAUUUUUUAUCCUUCUUCUCCAGUAUUGCAGCAUAUACUAUUUUUUUUUUGUUAAAACUAAAAUCAUUACAAAGAUUAAAGGUUUUUCCCCCCUUUUUUUUCUCUAAUAAUUAUCUAAAAUGGGUAAAGUUCACGGUUCCCUUGCUCGUGCCGGUAAGGUCAAGUCUCAAACCCCUAAGGUUGCUAAGCAAGAAAAGAAGAAGGCCAAGACUGGUCGUGCUAAGAAGAGACAAGUUUACAACCGUCGUUUCGUCAACGUCACCACUCAAGUUGGUGGUAAGCGUAGAAUGAACCCUGCUCCUACUGCUGGUCCUUAAGCAACAUCAACUAACAAUAACAAUAACAACAACACCAUGAUUACAACUUGAUGUUUUUAUAACUUUGUUUUGUUUUCAUUAUUAUGAUUACUUGUAGAAUGGAUUAAAACAAAAAAUAAAUAAUAAUAAUAAUAAAAAAAAAUAAUAAUUCAAAAAAGUUUGAAUGGAUUACGAGAGCAAUGAUUAUCAAAUGACAUGGCAUAAAUG